GAAAGUUACAGAUCCAACCCUCUCCUCUCCGAUUAAAAAAACCAGUCUCAAAAGCCAUCCUAUGUGACCAAACCCUUGUGCCAAAUACCGACUGCCCUGCCUCUCUCCUUUCCAUCAUAACAGGACUCCCAAGAUUUUGCACAACCUAUGUCCCAAACUCCACUCUGUUUUCCUCGUCAAAAGAUUGCAACUUGUUUUUGACAACUUUGCUAAUGAUCAUCCCUUCUAAGCAAAGCCUUUUGUUUUCUUAGAACAUUUGCUUUUGCUGGCUUAAUCUCCAAUUCCAAUUCCGUGUCUUUUUGGGAAAGAAAAAAAAAUGCCUUCUCAUAUCCUGCCUGUCACAAACCCCAACCUCCAUUCUUCGAAACAACAUUCCUAUCUCCGUAUUGACCCAACAACAAUGCCAUUAAAACAAGAUGACCCAAUUACAAGCACCAGGCUCGUGUCUUCUCCCUUUGAAGAUGAAACCAUCAUUUCUGUUAGGCCUCUUUUGUCUAGAACUCCAAGUUUUGCAGGUACUACUACAACUUCUUCUUCUGCUAGUUAUCAGCAAAGAAGGCGACGUGUUGCCAGUGAAAACUCGCUCUCUUCCCUUUCAGAUGAGUCUAUUGGUCAACGCCAAUCUCUUGCUCGUGAAGUGGAUCGUGCUGCUCCUGAGACAUUUCUUCUUACUAGAUUGGGCUUGAAGCUUUUAAGAUAUAUGGGGGUAGGGUACAGAUGGAUCAUGAGAUUUCUUGCCCUUGGUUGUUACUCUUUGAUGCUUUUUCCUGGUUUUAUUCAAGUUGGAUAUUACUAUUUCUUCUCUGGUCGGGUUCUGAGAAGUAUAGUUUAUGGUGAUCAACCAAGAAACAGGCUUGAUCUAUAUUUACCAAAAAAUACAGAUGGUCCAAAACCUGUUGUUGCAUUUGUAACAGGAGGAGCCUGGAUUAUUGGUUAUAAAGCAUGGGGGUCUCUUUUAGGACAACAGUUAUCAGAAAGAGAUAUCAUGGUGGCUUGCAUAGAUUACAGAAAUUAUCCUCAGGGAACCAUGAGUAAUAUGGUGGAGGAUGCUUCUGGGGGUAUCUCUUUUGUCUGCAACAAGAUUGCGGAAUAUGGAGGUGAUCCUAACAGGGUUUAUUUAAUGGGACAGUCGGCUGGCGCACAUAUUGCUGCUUGUGCACUUGUGGAGCAGGCAAUCAAAGAGGCUGGUGAAGGAGGGAGCACUACCUGGAGUGUUUUGCAGAUAAAGACUUAUUUUGGCUUAUCUGGCGGGUAUAAUUUGUUUAACUUAGUAGAUUACUUCCAUAGUCGUGGUCUGUACCGAUCCAUCUUCUUAAGCAUAAUGGAAGGGGAAGAGUCUUUAAGACGAUUUUCUCCUGAAGUAAUUGUACAGGACCCAAACUUGAAAAAAGCAGUUUCUCUUCUACCUCCUAUUGUUCUUUUUCAUGGCACUGCAGAUUAUUCCAUUCCAGCAGAUUCCAGGAAUUAAAAAUGCAGCAUAGGCUCAAGGGUGAUGGAGGUGAAGAGAAUUGAAGCCUGAAGAUUAUCAUAGGAAAUUGUGAGCAUCUAGUUUCUGACAAUUUAGACCAAGCUCAACCUUGGUGAAGAGUUGGGUCCAUUAAUUAAUGGUAUGCUUAUUAUAGUUCAAUAACCUUCUACUGUGAACAUGCAAAUUCUAUGCAAUCCUACUUCAGCCUCUAUAUCAAACACUGAACUGCCAGCCUGCAUGUUGCUUUGUCUAAGGCAGGUACACCUUUGAUUCUUAGAUUUUCUCAUUUAAAAAUUGCAGCCCUUUGGGAAUAGAUGGAAGGUAGAAAUUUUUAGUUAACUGUACUGAAUUUGCAAAUUAUUGUGCAAAAUAUUCCAUGGUUAAUUUAACAUUUGAUUUGUGGUUUGAUUUUUCAGUAAAUUUAUUUCUCAUAAAUUCUUAGGUAAAAGUAUUUUCUAGAAAAAAUGAUGGGUUGUGUAAUCUUUGAUAAACAGUAUACGAAAGAAAGAGGAAAACCAAUUUACGAUGAUUCAUUUCACACUUCACAUAUCUGCAAUAAACUUUUUUAGUAUUUAUAGUUUACAUGCAAUGCUUUAUACAACCUUUUGAUAAUGUCUUUAAUG
Molecule: messenger RNA, 2091 nt
Organism: Populus trichocarpa (black cottonwood)
Lineage: Eukaryota; Viridiplantae; Streptophyta; Magnoliopsida; Malpighiales; Salicaceae
Product: probable isoprenylcysteine alpha-carbonyl methylesterase ICMEL1
Exons: 10
Coding region: 317-1468 (383 amino acids)
Source: RefSeq, a predicted model, not a curated record